Daucus carota subsp. sativus is the source of this 729-nucleotide messenger RNA. RefSeq names its product protein DMP7. Gene Ontology annotation, biological process: endomembrane system organization. The record is from RefSeq and is a predicted model, not a curated record. Bases 67 to 729 code for a protein of 220 amino acids. Lineage: Eukaryota; Viridiplantae; Streptophyta; Magnoliopsida; Apiales; Apiaceae. The transcript has a single exon.
UUUGGUUCGAAUCUUGAAAUUUUGAGGUGAUAAGACUUAGAAAGGUAGCUAAAACACAAGUGAGCCAUGAAUAAUAAUGUUAUUGAGAAUGGAACUGGAACAAAUAACCUUACCACCAUCGAAGAGCAGCUACAGCCUUUAUUAGAUGAUCAUCAGUUACCAGGUACCCAGGAAAAACCGCGAAAAACACCAGCUCAGAAGGUCAUGCGAAAAACAUUCAAGAGAACAGCACUCUUAGCCAAUCUCCUCCCAACAGGCUCAGUCCUGGCGUUUAAUAUUUUAUCUCCUGCAUUCACGCAUGAAGGAACCUGUCCUACCGUUGUCAAUAAAACCUUGACUCUAGUCCUUUUAGGCCUCUGUACCGUCUCUUGCUUCUUUCUUUGCUUCACGGACAGCUUCAGGGACGAAAGAGGGAAAGUCCGGUAUGGAAUUGCUACAAUCAAUGGGUUGUGGAUUGUUGAUUGUUCGGUGAAGGUUCCUCCUGAGGACGGAGAAAAGUAUAGGAUCCGAUUUCUUGAUUUUGUCCAUGGCUUCAUGUCGAUGCUGGUUUUUGGAGCAGUGGCAUUGUUUGAUCAGAAUACAGUAAAGUGUUUAUAUCCAAUGCCAACAGAAGAAGAGAAGGAGCUACUCGCGACAUUGCCCCUUGCAGUAGGUCUCAUUUGCAGCAUGUUCUUUAUUUGUUUUCCAAGCCAGCGGCAUGGAAUUGGAUUUCCCCUUUCUCGACAUUAG